CGUUCAACCAUCUCUCCUAUUGUUCAUCCCUCUUUUGUGUGGUAUAUCUCAUCUUCAUUCGUCCAUUGCAGGCAUCCCCUCUCCUAUCUAGUCCUCCGUGUACAAUCAAUCUCUCAAUAACAACCACUGUCCCGUUUCCUAUCCUACGUUCUCUCGACUUCGGUUAUCUUCCCCGGAUCACCGUGUGCGACACCGACUCAUAUCCACCCACCCCGUCAAUCUCGGCGCCGCUCCCCGCAUCCAGCGGAGCGCUCCGGAUUGUCCACCCUCCUUUCAGAUGAACCCGUCCGACGCUCCGGCGACCACCACCACGUCGUUUGAUGCCGGAUUGGCCUACCUGGACGAAGACAGCAACCGUCCUCCCGCAACCGAACGCGUGGAAGAUAGCACGGCGAGUCGCGGACCUGAAGACGAGAGCACUAGCGCUCAUCUAGAUCGUCCGACAGGGAGAAAGCCGGCGCCGCUGAAGAAGAAGAAGCUAGCUAUGGAGGAUAAGAAAGAGGACAAGAAAGAGGGAUCGCCUCCAUCAGACACGCAAUUCGACGCCAAACCGUCCGCCAGUCUCCCCAUCCAGCCGCGCCCUUUAGCAGCAUCCGCAUCACCACCGCAAUCCCCUCCCGACGACCGAAUCGUCCCCGGAUCACCGCACAGCACAUCCAACGCCUUCGGCCCCUCCUCCCCCCGCCACCGCCUCCGCUCCACCUCUCCCCGCGUCCACUCCCCCGCGUCCUCCCAGAUCUUCGAACGCAACGUCCAAGAGAGCGUCGACCCGGAAGACAUGCCGCGCGCGAUCCCCUCGCACAUCCAGACUGAAGACCACAUCCCCCCCGUGCUCGAGGCGUCCUCGCUCGCCAUUACCGACGACCACCUGAACCCCGACGAGGUUGAGAUCGUGAUGCACUCCGCCCACCAACCCGCCGCCGCCUCCGUCGCUGCUGGCACCGACAGCCUCCACUCCGCUCUCUCCGCCUCCCUCCACUCCGCCACCCACUCCCCCCUCCCCGACGACGCCCCAUCCCUCGACUCCCUCCCCCCCACCUCCCCCUCCCCCGACUCCUCCGACGCCUCCCCCCUCGACGCCGCUGACCCCCGUCGCCUCUCCUUCAUCUCCUUCGCCGACCUCCUCCAAGCCGAACACAUCGAGACCGCCUCCUCCGCCAGCCCCAACCGCGAAUCCCUCUUCCUCCCCCUCCACGCCUCCCCCCUCCCCAACCGCUCCCCGUCCCCCGUCCCCCGAUCCCGCACCUCCCUCUCCUCCGCCCCCCCCGCCUCACCCCCCACCUCUGGCGCCGCCAGUGUCAAGGGGCUCGAGAUCUCCGGGGCGCGCUCGCCGCCGAGGCCGUUGGUGCUGGGGUCGCCCGGGCAGAGCGCCGCGGGGGGGGCGCAGAGUCCGCCGCUGUCCGGGGAUUUGAUGGUCGAGACGAUGAGUCAGGCGUUGAGGCGGACGGGAAGUGGGGAUUUGAGGGAUGGGGGGAUGGGGGGAUUGGGGGGAAGGAGCGCGCCGGUGAGUGCGGUGACGUUGGAGGAUGCGGGGGCGGAUGAUCGGUUGUUUAGGUAGGGGGGAUCGUGGGUGUAUAGGGAAUUGGUUACGAGAUGGGGUUCGGACGGAGGCGAUUUUACUCGAGCUCAUUUUUGACGCGGACAGCGUCCAUUCCUUCUGACGAAGGCGUUUCGAGGGCAGGCGUCACUGGAUACGGCCACGCUGGCAUAUUACCUAUUUUUUUGGAUUUCUUCUUCAAGUCACCAGGCGUUCUUGGAUAUGCGACAGUUAUCGUCACUCCGAACGAGAGCUUUAGUCUAUGAACGCCCAUUCCUAUCCCCCGUAGUACAUCUGUGUUUUCCAUGCUACCUUUGCGUUUCGUGAUAGC
This is a messenger RNA of Eremomyces bilateralis CBS 781.70, 1868 nucleotides long. RefSeq lists its product as uncharacterized. NCBI's taxonomy places the organism in Eukaryota, Fungi, Ascomycota, Dothideomycetes, Eremomycetales, Eremomycetaceae. The transcript has a single exon. The record is from RefSeq and is a predicted model, not a curated record. Bases 278 to 1558 code for a protein of 426 amino acids.